This is a messenger RNA of Anopheles coustani, 5234 nucleotides long. RefSeq lists its product as uncharacterized. Lineage: Eukaryota; Metazoa; Arthropoda; Insecta; Diptera; Culicidae. Gene Ontology annotation, biological process: multicellular organism development; positive regulation of kinase activity; cell surface receptor protein tyrosine kinase signaling pathway. Gene Ontology annotation, cellular component: membrane; signaling receptor complex. Bases 17 to 3871 code for a protein of 1284 amino acids. The transcript is spliced from 6 exons. Gene Ontology annotation, molecular function: ATP binding; transmembrane receptor protein tyrosine kinase activity; protein binding. The record is from RefSeq and is a predicted model, not a curated record.
CGCUGGUGGUUAAAGUAUGUUAAAAGUGAUUUACAUCCUCACGAUCGUCGGUUGUUUACACACACCAUUGACUUUUGGGCGCGAGCAGCCACGGCAGGACCACGCGGACCAGCAGGACAUUUCCAAUGGACUGACAUUUACACCAACCGGUGCGUCCGGUUCGGUGCGCACGUCGGGCGGCAAAUCAAAUAUGCGAUUCAACCGACGGAAGAAAACGGAAAAACUGCACGACAGCGCCCUGCUCUACCGCGACGAGGAGGAAACGAUCGAGGCGGGCGUGUGUCAGGUGUACACGGGGGCGACAUGCGAGCACUACCUCCGCAAUCAGACCGUCUUCGUGACGCCGGACAUCACGAUCGAGAUACUGGAGGAACGGCUAAAGGCCGCGUACGGUGUGAUCCGCGAGUCGAAGGACAUGAACGCCAACUGCCGAGUGUACGCGCUGCCGAGUCUGUGCUACAGCAUACUGCCAUUGUGCCGUACGCCCGAGCUCACCAACCACCAGUACUUCGCUAACAAGGCGGCGGCCGAAGCGGCUCGCCGGGCUGCCCUGAGCAACGGUGGCGACAGUGGAGGAAGCGGUGGCCGAGGUGGUGGAAAGCUCAAAUCGCACGAGAAAAAGAACAAACGCAAGCAGAUGGCUGGACUGGAAGCGUCUAUGGGUACCUUUCCGGCAACGAUCCCGGCUCCUCUGGUUCCGGAAUAUGGACCAUUUAGAACCUCGACCAGUGUCCCAAUCAUGACCACUACCGACCGGCUGCGGGUGUACUUCAGUGGAGGCGUCACGCCCGACCUCGGUGGUCGGUUCUUCGAUGGAGAAAUGGUGACGGAACACUCGCCGCCUCGCUACGGUAGCGACCAUCGUCGAGGGCGACGUGGGGCACCGGACACGAACAUGGCAAGCUACCACCGCUACAUUCAACAGCCGGACGACAUUUCGGUGCUUUCGUACACUUCGUCGGCCGGACCGAAGAAGGCUUAUCCGCCGACACGGAACACCGAGAACUUGCGGCGCAUCUGUCGGAACGACUGCGAACUGCUGGAGAACGAACUCUGCCAGAAGGAGUACGCGAUCGCAAAGCGUCACCCGACCAUCGGCCAGAAGCUGCCGCUGGAGGAGUGCGACGAUCUGCCACUGCAGAAGAGCGUCGAUGGGACGAUCCUGAACGGGAUUGGAGGCCUUGGUAGCUCCGGGGAUCAGGAGUGUAUGCGAUUGGGUAUCGAUCUCGAUAUCAAACCGGAUGAUGAUUGCUACUGGGAGAAUGGGGCCAGCUACCGGGGCAUCAUGGACCGGACAGCGUCGUCGAAGAUCUGCAUGCGUUGGUCGAAGCUGAUGCACACGAUGUCCGAGUUUCCACAUCUCGCCGGUCACAACUACUGUCGAAACCCACCAAAUGCUGGCCCAAUGGACGCCCCCUGGUGCUACGUCGACAUGCAGAAGACCAUCGAGUACUGUGACAUCCCGAAGUGUUCCGAGCGGAUGUGGAUGUACAUCAUAAUCGGUUUCAUUGCGGUCAUUUCGCCACUGUUCAUUGGUAUUGCCGUGUUUUGCUGCCGAAAGUAUCGCAAGCAUGGAGUGUCCAAUAUCCAGAAUAUAAACCUACCAAACGCGGAUAAGAACAUCUACGGGAAUUCACGGCUCAACUCACCCAUCGAAAUGACCUCCCUGAUAGCGAACCAAUCGUCUACCGGUGCGGCCAGUCGGAACGCGGAAAACGGUGGCAUUCAGGGGUUGAUCACCGGCCAGCAGGGUGGCAACCAGGGCCAGUCGUCGCAGUCGCGCAACAAUGGCAUCGCACGCGUCCCUCAGUACACCCUGCAGGACGUGCGGUUCGUCGAGGAGCUGGGCGAAGGAGCGUUCGGGAAGGUGUACAAGGGUGAGCUGACGCAGAAGAGCGGUGAGAAGAUUUUCGUCGCCGUGAAGGCACUGAAGGAGAAUGCCAGCGCGAAAACGCAGGCCGAUUUCAAGCGUGAAAUCGAACUGAUCUCCGAUCUGAAGCAUGACAACAUCGUGUGCAUUCUGGGAGUCGUGCUGAAGGAGGAACCACUGUGCAUGCUGUUUGAGUAUAUGGCGCAGGGUGACCUGCACGAGUUCCUGAUAGCCAACUCGCCGAACGAGGGCAAAUCGCUCAGUCAGCUGCAGUUCCUGCUGAUCGCGCAGCAGAUAUGCGACGGAAUGGAAUACUUAGCCAGCCACCACUACGUCCACCGAGAUUUGGCCGCCCGAAACUGCCUGGUGGGCGAAAAUCUGACGGUGAAAAUCUCCGACUUUGGUCUAUCGCGGGAUAUCUACAGCUCGGACUACUAUCGUGUCCAAUCGAAGUCGCUUCUACCCGUUCGCUGGAUGCCAUCGGAGUCGAUACUGUACGGGAAGUUUACGACCGAAAGCGACGUUUGGUCGUUCGGAGUGGUUCUUUGGGAGAUCUAUAGCUAUGGACUGCAGCCGUACUACGGAUACAGCAACCAGGAGGUGAUCAACAUGGUCCGUGCCCGACAGUUGCUACCCUGCCCAGAGUCCUGUCCGAGUGCAGUCUACUCGCUGAUGGUGGAGUGCUGGCACGAGCAGGCGGUACGGCGGCCCACUUUCCCGGAGAUCGGACACCGGUUAAAGAUAUGGUAUCAAGCGCAGAAGAGAAGCGAACAAAACGAACAAGCUGGUUUCAAUCGUAAAGGCUCGAUGUUGAGCGUAAACACGCAGAGGAUGUCAUCGCAGGGAAAUCUCAACAUGGCCACACCGUCGUCCUCCUCAAGCCACCAUUCGCUCAGCCGGGAACGAAACGGGGAACCAUCAUCCCAGCACCAACAGCAGCAACAACAACCGUUGCUACAGUCAACAUCAUCGCAGCCGCGAAAGCAUCACCAUCAUCAUUCGCUGGAGCGUGAAAAAAUCCUCCGAACCAACCAGUUGCAGCAACAGCAGCAACAUAUGCAACAGACGUCCCAGGUGCCGCACCAUCCGGCUGCGGCAAGGCAACAUCACCAGCACCAUCAGCAUCACCAUUCGCUGGAUCGGAGCAACAGUGGGGGCACUGGAGGGGCCGGCCAUCGGCUCGAUGACCCCAACGCACCGGGAAUGUCCAGCGAUCAGUUCGAGACGCAGAGCAAUCGCAGCUUCUACCAUAACGCUAGCGCAAGCCGAAGCAACAAGAGCAUACACUCCAUGCAGGAGCAGCAACAACAGCAUCAGCAGCAGCUCCACCACUCGCACCACCACCCACAGCAACCCCCGCCACAGCAAAUGAUGGGUGGUGGGCACCCUCAGGGAUACAAAAACUUUAGCCUGCCACGCAAAAGCAUCGACAGUGGACUCGAGUACGGGAUGGAUGGGAUGGGAACGAUGGACCUGCCGGGAGGACUAGCCACAAGCAGUCCCGGUUAUCCUGCUGGUGCUGGUGGUGGUGGUGGUGGUCGAGAACUGAAAGCCGCCCAUCGACCGCCGAAAGAUCCCCAUCGGCAUCAUCACCAUCAUCACCAUCACGGUUCCGGACGGAGCAGAACCCGAAUCGAUGCGGCGAUCGGUGGUGUCGGAAGUUCCAUCUCGUCGCUCCCCGGCAGCGAUUCACCGAUCGGCCUCGGACCAACGGAUGGGAUCGAUCGGCAAACGCAACUGAUACCAAAGAACAGCACCCAGUCGCUGGCGGCCGGCGGAAAUCCGGCCCCUAUCGGACGCAAGCAGAGCCACAGCGGUAGCAUCCUCAGCGUGGCCAGCAAUGCCAGCGAGCAGUGUGGCGUGAACGGUAGUUCCUCCUUUCAGCCCGGUUUCAGCUCACCGUCGCCGACGGUGCAGUCGGUUGGCAACGGGAUAACAGGGACCGGCGGCCGGGAUCCGGCAUCGCCUGCCCUCAUGCAGACGUCCUACCACGAAGGAUAGAGCGCACCCAGUGGUGGCACCGCGUGUUUCCCUUAUGCAGACACACAUUUCUUUCAUCAUCAACUAGCGUAGUUAAGAUUUUAAGACGGUUCCCUCCCCCCAUUCCUUCGUUCCUCUUUUUGUGGGAAUACUUGGGAGAUGGAAGGUGGAAAAAGCUGGCGUUACAUUCAUAUUUAUUUAUCUUUUGUUUUGACUCCCUCCAAUCAACAAUAUGGACGCACUGAAUUCAGCCAUAGUAUGAUCUCAUUUUGGGACUGGACUAGAUUAUAGAACAUACACAAUAACAGCAGGGUUGUUAUUUUCUUCUCGGCCAUCUUUUACACGUUUUUUUUUCUUUCGAUUUGUUCCAUCCAUGUUCCAUUUACCAUCUCGCACACAUCUUCCGGGAGGUCCAUGCGAGGGUCCUCGUGCUCAACCACUUUUCUACAUUAUUUAUUACAUAUACUUUCUGUACUGAAACUUUUAAGUAUUAAGUAGCUUUUGCUACAACCAAAUAACAGUUUAGUGUCUCACCUUUAGAACUGAUUAUAGAUAAAUUAAUUCGUCGUUUUAGGGGAAAGAAUGGGCACACCAUUAGGGACCCACGGGAAGAAGAAGAAGGUUCUUAGAUGAAGUGAAGGAAAAGUAGUGGAAGUUAUUUAGAGGAAGAUUAAAAAAGGCCAUUCGAUUCCAAAGCGUCGAUCUUGAUUGAUUUCUCCACUAAUUUACGAAUACAUUUUGAUUGGUUUGUAAUGCAAUGUAUGUUUUUGCCUUCCAGACAUGAAGAAAAACCAAUGCGGCAGCUGCGAGAGUUUCGUGGUAGUAUGGCAUUUUUUAACGUAUACACUUUAUCCGAGAAUUUUACAAGUGACUCCUACGUUUGAAAUGGCGGUUCGGGAAAUCGUUCAAAAAUCAGGCCAAACACGACGGUCAUCGAGAAUUCCGUGCCACUGCUGUCCCUUUCGAGGGAAGGCAGCAAAAUUGGUUUAUGUAAAGUACCCUCGAAAGACGAUGCGAAUGUAUGAAAAUAUCGACCGAGGUUUUAGAGGUAGCAAACGGAGAUUGGGAGGUGGCAGAAAACCGAUUCAGAUAUCAAGAUAUGUUUAAUGUUUAAGACAGCCGCAAAGUGCGCAACUUUAGCAACCGAGAAACGAUUGGCGGACCGGUAACACGAACCGACUAGCUUCGCUGGUUUUUCUUUUCAUUAAGUUCCUGUUUACUUUGGUGGGGAAAAAGGUUGAAAUAUCGACUGCAGUUUGUGCGAUUUUUAUGAAAUAAACAAAACGGUGUAAUAUUAGUAAGAAAGAAUGUAUGACAACUUUUUGCAUGUGAAAAAUAAACUCAACGGCAACAAACCAAAAAAGGGAGAAUGUGCGGAUGGAAU